Psilocybe cubensis is the source of this 708-nucleotide messenger RNA. RefSeq lists its product as uncharacterized. The transcript is spliced from 9 exons. The record is from RefSeq and is a predicted model, not a curated record. NCBI's taxonomy places the organism in Eukaryota, Fungi, Basidiomycota, Agaricomycetes, Agaricales, Agrocybaceae. The coding region runs from base 1 to 708 and encodes 235 amino acids.
AUGACCGUACGCUUUGGGAACAAUCGACUGGGAUUCUACGUUGCUGUAAUCAUACUCUCAGGCGUUGUGUUGGGAUUGGGGGCUAAUUUCGCAAACGAAUUCCUACCUCACUUACGUCAGAAUUUCACUAUAUUCUCCAUCGUCGUAUCGUCAUUUACUAUACUGACCUUUUUGCUGACUUUGCAAUGGGCGACACCCUACUCGGAGGCUGUAGUUUUGUUUGUUCUGGGAACACUGUGGUUGGCAAUGGGCGCCUGGUCAACAGAUGUUAUUGGACCGAUGCAGUGUGAUGCAGUUGCGGGACAAAAGACACCCUCCAAAAAUGGGGAAACGAGCCUACAAGCAUUCUGCUAUGAAAUGAAAGUUAUACAGGCAUUUUCAUGGACCCUUUUCAUUCUUUUUGUGAUUGCAUUCUACGUCCUUCACCAACUCGUCAACCAGGCUAUGCGAUUCGGAAGACAUAAAAUUUGGUCAGAACCUAUCAGAGAAUUACCCUGGUUUGAAGAAGCGCCUGGAUAUUAUAACACCAAUACCUACGGACCGAAUAUGAUGCAAUAUCCUCCUCCUUCUGCAGGUGGCUAUGGUUACCCCUACCACCCGGCAAUGGGUGGGAUGCCUGUGCCCAAUCCUGGACAUUCUAUCAUAAUUCAACCUGGAAUGAAUGGCGCACCACCUACAGUCACUCAAGUACCUAUCUCGACGGUUUAG